AUGUCCCUGAGUUCCUGGAGGCAAUUCCAGCUUUUUGAGAAUAUCCCCAUAAGAGAUCCUAAUUUUGGGGGCGAUUCCCUAUUAUACUCGGACCCAACACUUUGUGCAGCUGCAAUAGUGGAUUCUCAAACUUUAAUCAUAGCUGUGAAUUCAAACAUUAUCAAAGUAGUCAAACUAAACCAGUCGCAAGUAAUACACGAAUUUCAAUCUUUUCCUCAUGACUUUCAAAUCACUUUCCUCAAAGUCAUUAACGGUGAAUUUCUAGUAGCGCUGGCAGAAUCCAUUGGUAAACCUUCCUUAAUAAGAGUAUAUAAACUAGAGAAAUUGCCAAACAGAGAACAAGUAUACCAUUCCCAAGUUGAGUUGAAAAACGGUAACAAUACUUACCCUAUCUCAGUUGUCUCCAUAUCAAAUGACCUUUCGUGUAUUGUGGUUGGAUUUAUCAAUGGGAAAAUCAUCCUUAUUAGAGGUGACAUUUCAAGAGAUAGAGGAUCCCAACAAAGGAUUAUAUAUGAAGAUCCGAGUAAAGAACCCAUAACAGCGUUAUUCCUUAAUAAUGACGCAACGGCUUGUUUUGCCGCUACGACUUCAAGAAUCCUUUUAUUUAACACAACCGGUAGAAAUAGAGGCCAUCCAAGUUUGGUUUUGAAUCCCAAAAACGGACUAGACCUGAACUGCGGAGCUUUUAAUCUAGCAACAAACGAAUUUAUAUGUUGUUUAAGCAACUUUAUUGAGUUUUUCAAUUCUAGUGGAAAAAAGCAUCAAUUCGCGUUUGAUCUCUCGCUGAGGAAGAGAAUAUUUUGUGUAGACAAAGACCAUAUUUUAGUUGUCACUGAGGAAACAGGUGCGCCAACCACAUCCAUAAGUGUUAAUGAACUGUCACCCACAAUAAUAAACCGAAUAUUUAUCAUUGAUGCUAAAAAUAAAAUCAUUUCUUUAAAUUUUGUUGUCUCCAGUGCAAUCAUCGACAUUUUUUCCACCUCUCAAAACGGUAAAAAUAUCACUUAUCUGUUGACUUCUGAAGGAGUAAUGCAUAGGAUAACGACGAAAUCUUUAGAAAAUCAGAUUAGCAUCAUCAUCCAGAAGGAACUAUAUCCAUUUGCUUUACAAUUAGCGAAACAACAUUCAUUACCAUCCCUGGAUGUUCAAGAAAUUCACAAAAAAUAUGGUGAUUAUCUCUUCAAAAAGGGUCUGAAGAAGGAGGCAACAGACCAGUAUAUACAGUGUUUGGACGUUGUGGAAACUAGUGAAAUCAUUUCAAAAUUUGGGGUCAAGGAAGUUCCUGAUCCAGAGAGUAUGAGAAACUUGGCCGAUUACCUAUGGUCUUUGGUCAAGAAUUCUAUUUCUCAACGCGAUCACAUUACCCUAUUGUUAAUUGUUUUAAUAAAAUUGAAGGAUGUUGAAGGAAUUAAUAGUUUUAUCCAGCAUUUUGAUAGGAAUGGCAUAUGGAAUGAAGAUAUUGUGAUGGAUGAUAUGGACGAUGUGUCAUUUUUUUAUACAGAUAACGAUUUUUUUGAUUUGGAUUUAAUCUUAGAGCUUAUGAAAGAGUCUGAUUUUAAGCGUCUUUCAUACAGGCUUGCGAAGAAGUAUUCAAAGGAUUCGCUAACUAUAGUGGAUAUUUUAUUGAAUCUGUUGCAUAACCCUAUAAAAGCCAUAAAAUACAUAAAAAGUUUACCAAUUGAUGAAACCCUAAGAUGCCUUGUGACGUAUUCGAAAAAAUUACUAGAAGAAUCACCCAAUGAAACUAAUGCUUUACUGAUCGAAGUGUUUACAGGGAAGUUCAAACCAUCCACUUUUGAAGUAGAACUGGACCGUAGAGAUACCACAGGCGAUUUUUCCGAAAAUAUUAAAACUGUAUUUUACAGUUACAAAACAUUCUUCAACUACAUGAACUCGAACGUCAAAUCAGACGCAAUGAGUGAGUCUUCAGAGGCGUCCCACGAACAUGAAGAGCCUACUUACCAUCCGCCAAAGCCAUCCAUUGUUUUCAGUUCAUUUGUUUCAAAACCUUUUGAAUUUGUUGUUUUCUUAGAAGCCUGCUUGGCAUGCUACCAGCAGUAUGAGGGUUUUGAUGAAGAUAGACAGGUCAUUUUAACUACUUUAUACGACUUAUACCUAAAUUUGGCGCAAGAUGAUGUGCCCGAACGCGUAGAUGACUGGCGUUCAAAAGCGGCUGGCGUACUGCGUGAGAGCAACAAGUUGGUGUAUUCUGCCGUUCAUAAUACUACCGGGAAAAAGGUAGAUAAUUCAAUAAUGCUGUUGAUCUCCCAUAUGGAUCAAAGUAAUGUUUCAGCAAAAGAUAAAACCACAAUUGACAUAGCAUCAUUUGCCAAUGAUAACCCCGAAAUGGAUUUGCUAAGUACAUUUAGGGCUAUGACGUUAAACGAAGAACCAAGUACAUGCCUCAAAUUUCUAGAAAGAUAUGGGGCAGAAGAACCCAAGCUUUUACAAGUGGCACUGAGCUACUUUGUUUCAAAUAAACUCAUCUUCAAAGAGAUGGGGGGUGAUGAAGUGCUGAAAGAAAAAGUGUUAAGGCCAAUUAUAGAUGAGGAAAGGAUGUCACUGCUCGAUAUAAUCAAAGCACUUUCUCGUACAAAUGUGGCCCACUUUGGGCUGAUACAAGACAUCAUUAUUGAUCAUGUUAAAACCGAAGAUAUAGAAAUUAAAAGAAACGAAAAACUAAUUGAAUCUUACGAUAAAGAGCUGAAGGAGAAAAAACAGAAAUUGAAGAAUACCAUUAACUCUGACCAACCUAUCCAUGUACCCCUGAAGAAUCAAACAUGUUUCAUGUGCAGUUUGCCGUUAGACGUUCCUGUGGUGUUUUUCAAGUGUGGCCACAUAUACCACCAACAUUGUCUAAAUGAAGAAGAAGACGCUUUAGAGAAUGAAAGGAAGCUCUUUAAAUGCCCCAAAUGCUUGGUGGAGUUAGAGACAUCCAACAAACUUUUUGAAGCUCAACACGAAGUAGUUGAGAAGAAAGAUCUUUUGGAUUUUGCAUUAAACGGUGAAGAAGGCAGUAAAGACCGCUUCAAAGUCAUAACAGAGUUUUUGGGUAGAGGCGCCAUCAGCUAUUCUGACAUCACUAUUUAA
Molecule: messenger RNA, 3090 nt
Organism: Saccharomyces paradoxus
Lineage: Eukaryota; Fungi; Ascomycota; Saccharomycetes; Saccharomycetales; Saccharomycetaceae
Gene: PEP5
Product: tethering complex subunit PEP5
Exons: 1
Coding region: 1-3090 (1029 amino acids)
Biological process (GO): vacuole organization; vesicle-mediated transport; intracellular protein transport
Cellular component (GO): endosome; HOPS complex
Molecular function (GO): protein-macromolecule adaptor activity; protein binding
Source: RefSeq, a predicted model, not a curated record